AGCAACUGCCAAAAUGGCUCCCAACAUCUCAGGAUUUGAGCAGUGGUAUUAGCAACUUCACUAUAAACAUAAUGGUGACAACGACAGUAGUAGGAGGGUAAGGAGGCAAGCAGCAAGAGAGCGAACCAUGGAAAAUCACAAGACAGACCUCUGAAGGCUGUAUUUGAAUUGUUUGAGAGACAGAAUGCUGCUGGGGUGAAGGGAGCAGCCACGGCAAUAAUAACGCAAGCAAAUAAAUAGAAUUUUGUGGGUUUUUUUUAAAAAAAUAAUUUUAAAAUGAGAAAGAGAACAACUUCAAGCACACCUGCAUUUCCAACAAUUCCUCUGGGUGCCACAUGGACUCCAGAGGCAUCAAUAGAGAUUGUUGCUUAUUUCUGCUGAAAUCCAAACAACUCAUAUUAGCCUUAAAAUGGAUACAGUACUUUGCAUGAAGUACCUGAUGUUUUUCUUCUGUGUUCUGGUGUUUAUUGGGUCACUCUGCCUUAUUAUUGUGGCUAUCUGGGCAAUCAUUGACCCUAAAAGAAUUCUGGAUAUCCAUCCCAACUAUUUCUUAAAUAUAGCAGCUUCUAUCAUCCUCCUUAUGGGGCUACUGCUUUCAUGGCUGAGCUAUCUGGGCAUAUAUGCAACUGUUGCUGAAGAUAUACAGCUGUUGAAGAAUUUCGUCAUACUGAUCCUGGUGAUCUCCAUUGUGAAGCUUCUGAUUAUUAUACUCCUUUAUUUCUUUGCAGCAAAGAUCCGUGACAAAUACCUUGUAAGUCAGCUGGAACAGAAGUAUCAUGGAGACGAUGGCUUUAAUGUAUACUCUAAAGCUUUAAAUGGCUUCAUGAUCAUGUUUCGGUGUUGUGGAAUUUUAGGACCUGGAGAUUUUAAAAAUGCUGAAUUGUUCAGAGAAAACCAGCCAGAUGACUUAUGGCCACAAGCUUGUUGUACUCGAGCCAAGUCCCCCGCACCUGAGGAGAUUCUGGAUGUGAAGCUCUGUCAGGAAGGAACAAUUGGAUAUGUCAAUAAUUUGGGCUGCUAUCGUAAAAUUUCAUAUUUCUUUUAUUGGUACACAUGGACUUUUGUGGGCUGUUGUUUAGGAGUAUUAGCUGCUGAGAUAUUUGUUAUGGCAACUGCAUGGUACCUGCAUCGCAAAUUAAAUGAUUGAUCUACCUUGCUAAUUCAGGAGAAAAGUAAACAUACAAUAUUGGGAAAUUUUAUUGGUAUCUCAUGUUUCAGUUUAAAA
Messenger RNA from Crotalus tigris (Tiger rattlesnake), 1225 nucleotides. Its product is annotated as tetraspanin-18-like. Bases 410 to 1147 code for a protein of 245 amino acids. The transcript has 10 exons. Gene Ontology annotation, cellular component: membrane. NCBI's taxonomy places the organism in Eukaryota, Metazoa, Chordata, Lepidosauria, Squamata, Viperidae. The record is from RefSeq and is a predicted model, not a curated record.